Molecule: messenger RNA, 1661 nt
Organism: Daphnia pulicaria
Lineage: Eukaryota; Metazoa; Arthropoda; Branchiopoda; Diplostraca; Daphniidae
Gene: TfIIEalpha
Product: general transcription factor IIE subunit 1-like
Exons: 6
Coding region: 127-1395 (422 amino acids)
Biological process (GO): transcription initiation at RNA polymerase II promoter; transcription open complex formation at RNA polymerase II promoter
Cellular component (GO): transcription factor TFIIE complex
Source: RefSeq, a predicted model, not a curated record
CGCCUAAAUAGCAGACGAUAUAUUUGAGAUUGUUUGAUGUUGCUUUCUUUCUUCAGAGUCUAAUGUUUAUACACACUCAAUUGAAAAACUUUAAUUUAUAAGACUUCUUCUCUCUGAAUAACUGCGAUGGAUGACGGAUAUGUCCACGAAGUACCGAGCAGCUUAAAGCAGUUGGCUCGACUGGUUGCCAGGGCAUUCUAUACGAUUGAGGACGCUUUGAUUAUUGACAUGCUUGUCAGAAAUCCAUGUAUGAAGGAGGAUGACAUUGCAGACUUGUUAAAAUUUGAGCGUAAAAUGUUGAGAGGUAGGAUUUCAACCCUACGGAAUGACAAAUUUCUUCAAACACGCUUGAAGAUGGAAACAGUGGAUGGGAAAUCUCAGAAAGUUAACUACUUUUACAUUAAUUACAAGAUUUUUGUCAAUAUCGUCAAAUACAAAUUGGACCAUAUGAGAAAGAAGAUGGAAACUUCUGAAAGAGAUGCCACAAGCAGAGCAAGUUUCCACUGUCCGUGCUGCAAAAAGAAUUUCACUGAUUUGGAAGCUGACAGACUAUUUAAUCCUGCUGACCCGAGUGGGGAAUUCAAAUGCAAUUUCUGUGGUGCAGUGGUUGUUGAAGACGAAUCAGCCAUACCAAAGACAGAUUCACGGCAGCUCAUGGCUCGGUUCAACGACCAAAUGGAGCCUUUGUACAAAUUGCUAAGAGAAGUUGAGGACGUGAAACUGGCCCCAGCCUUGCUUGAACCAGAACCGACUGACAUUUCUCAUCUGCAAAGGGAUGCCGAUGGAAAACCCAAAUCCAGGGGAGCCAUGGGCGAAAAUUGGUCGGGAGAGGCAACCAGAGGAGGUGUUUUCCGACUGGAUGAACAACGCGUCGACGUCACUAUCGGUGAUAAUGCUGUUGUCAAAAAAGGAGAGGUUCGCAAGGAGGCACCCAUAUGGAUGAGAGAAAGUACCGUCGAUAAUGAAGCUGCUACCAGCGCCAAUGACAAUAUUGCUGGACCUGCGAUCAUUGACGAGAUGGAGCUACCUACUCUCUCUACGGAGAAGAAUCGCAACCAAGAAGACAUUAUGUCCGUUCUUAUGGAACUCGAAAAACCAACUACAAAGGCCGCUGUUCCAGCCGAUUCAAGUGAUGACGAAGCGGCCGCAAGAUCUCUUCUUGAACAGAUUACUCCGGCUACCAAUACUAUCCAACGCCAAGUGCAAUAUGACAGUGAUGUCGAGCUGAUGGACAGUGACUCGGAAGAAGAAGUUCCUAUGGUGAGAGUUGGAAACUUGGAAUUCCCUGUUCACGAAGUUCCAUCGGAACAGGUUGCCCGCAUGACGCCCUCCGAAAAGGAUGCCUACGUCCAGCUCCACCAAGAAUACAUGGAAAGGAUGGGCUACCUGGAUUAACCAUCGCUACCUCUCGACAAAUUUGUACUCUGGCUGUUUCGAGUGUUCCUGGUGUAACUUGUCUGCUUCUCGCCAGAUGGUCCCUGGUUGUCUCAAUCUCUAUUUUCUCAAGGUACUGUGUGCGAAAGGCAAAGAAAAAAUAUUCUUCCUUUUCCGUUUUUCUCCUCUCUUUCGUUUCUUCUUCCGUUUUGCAUUUGUGAGACUUGAGACUUCUAAAAAAAAAUUUACAAACGCUACAGAUUCGAUUACACUUUGAUUAAAUUUUA